UGGGCUGAUGGGCGCUGGGGGACGCAGGAUGCGGGGCGCGCCCGGGCGGCUGAUGCUGGCGCUUCUGCCGUGGUUACUGCUCCUGGCGCCCGAGACCCGGGGCGCGCCGGGCUGCCCGGUGCCUAUCCUCAGCUGCAAGUGCUCCGGGGAGCGGCCCAAAGGGCUAAGCAGCGGUGCCCCGAACCCAGCGCGCAGGAGGGUGGUGUGUGGCGGCGGGGACCUCCCGGAGCCUCCUGAACCUGGCCUUCUGCCUAACGGCACCGUUACCCUGCUCUUGAGCAACAACAAGAUUACGGGGCUCCGGAAUGCAUCUUUCUUGGGACUCUCCCUGCUGGAGAAGUUGGACCUGAAGAACAACCUCAUCAGCACGGUGGAGCCUGGUGCCUUUCUCGGUCUGGGGGAGCUGAAGCGCUUAGAUCUCUCCAACAACCGGAUUGGCUGCCUUACUUCCGAGACCUUCCAAGGCCUCCCCAAGCUUCUGAGACUAAACAUAUCCGGGAACAUCUUCUCCAGUCUGCCUCCUGGGGUCUUUGAUGAGCUGCCAGCUCUUAAGAUUGUGGACGUCGGCACCGAGUUCCUGACCUGUGAUUGUCGCCUGCGCUGGCUGCUGUCCUGGGCCCGGAAUCACUCUGUGCAGCUGUCGGAGCGCACGCUCUGCUCCUACCCCAGUGCCCUGCACGCGCAGGCUCUGGGUGUGCUCCUGGAGACCCAGCUCCGCUGUGAGGGGGCCCUGGAGCUGCACACACACCACCUGAUCCCUUCGCUGCGCCAAGUGGUGUUCCAGGGGGACCGGUUGCCUUUCCAGUGUUCUGCCAGCUACCUGGGCAAUGACACUCACAUCCACUGGUACCACAACCGGGCCCCCGUGGAGGGAGACGAGCAGGCAGGUGUUCUCCUGGGGGAGAGCCUCAUCCACGACUGCACCUUCAUCACCAGCGAGCUGACCCUGUCUCACAUCGGCGUGUGGGCCUCUGGUGAAUGGGAGUGCUCCGUGUCCACAGCCCAGGGCAACACCAGCAAGAAGGUGGAGAUUGUGGUGCUGGAGACCUCCGCCUCCUACUGCCCUGCAGAACGAGUCGCCAACAACCGCGGGGACUUCAGGUGGCCUCGAACUCUGGCUGGCAUCACAGCCUACCAGUCUUGCCUGCAGUACCCUUUUACUUCUGUGCCCCUAAGCGGGGGCGCUCCAGGUACCCGAGCCUCACGCCGGUGUGACCGUGCUGGCCGCUGGGAACCUGGAGACUACUCCCACUGUCUGUACACCAACGACAUCACCCGGGUCCUCUACACCUUCGUGCUGAUGCCCAUCAACGCCUCCAACGCUCUGACCCUGGCCCACCAGCUGCGGGUGUACACGGCCGAGGCUGCCAGCUUUUCAGACAUGAUGGACGUAGUCUAUGUGGCUCAGAUGAUCCGGAAAUUUUUAGGUUAUGUUGAUCAGAUCAAAGAGCUGGUGGAGGUGAUGGUGGAUAUGGCCAGCAACCUGAUGCUGGUGGACGAGCACCUGCUGUGGCUGGCCCAGCGCGAGGACAAGGCCUGCAGCAGCAUCGUGGCUGCCCUGGAGCGCAUCGGGGGGGCCGCCCUCAACCCCCACUCCCAGCACAUCUCUGUGAACACAAGGAACGUGGCACUGGAGGCCCACCUCAUUAAGCCGCAGGGCUACGUGGGUUUGACCUGCACAGCUUUCCAAAAGACGGAAGUGGGGGCAUCUGCGGUGCGCCCUGGUAGCCCUGGCCUGAACCCCCAGGCUGAGUCUGAGCCCCUGGUUGACCAGGAGCUCCGUUUCCACUGUACCACCGGCAGGCCCAACAUCUCCCUGUCAUCCUUCCACGUCAAGAACAGCGUGGCCUUGGCCUCCAUCCAGCUGCCCCCUAGUCUGUUCUCGUCCAUUCCGGCUGCCCUGGCUCCCCCAGUACCUCUAGACUGCACCCUGCAACUGCUCAUCUUCCGAAACGGCCGCCUGUUCCGCAGCCACAGCAACACCUCCCGCCCUGGAGCCGCUGGGCCUGGCAAGAGGCGCGGCGUGGCCACCCCUGUCAUCUUUGCAGGAACCAGUGGCUGUGGCGUGGGAAACCUGACGGAACCAGUGGCCAUUUCUCUGCGACACUGGGCUGAGGGGGCUGACCCGGUGGCAGCAUCAUGGAGUCAGGAGGGACCUGGGGGUCCCAGAGGCUGGAGCUCUGAGGGCUGCCAGCUCCGCUCCAGCCAGCCCAAUGUCAGCUACCUGUACUGCCAGCAGUUGGGCAACGUGGCUGUGCUCAUGGAGCUGAGUGCUUUUCCCCGAGAGGCUGGGGGCUCAGGGGCAGGGCUACAUCCCGUCGUGUACCCUUGCACAGCCCUGCUACUGCUCUGCCUCUUCUCCACCAUCAUCACAUACAUCCUCAACCACAGCUCCAUCCAUGUCUCCCGGAAAGGCUGGCACAUGCUGCUGAACAUCUGCUUCCACAUGGCCAUGACCUCUGCCGUCUUUGCGGGAGGCAUCACCCUCACUAACUACCAGGUGGCCUGCCAGGCGGUGGGCAUCACUCUGCACUACUCUUCACUCUCGACCCUGCUCUGGAUGGGUGUGAAGGCGCGGGUGCUUCACAAGGAACUCACCUGGAGGGCACCUCCUCCACAGGAAGGGGACUCUGCCCUACCUGCUCCCCGUCCCAUGCUCCGGUUCUACUUGAUUGCUGGAGGGAUCCCACUAAUUAUCUGUGGAAUCACGGCAGCUGUCAACAUCCACAACUAUCAGGACCACAGCACAUACUGCUGGCUGGAGUGGCGUCCAAGCCUAGGGGCCUUCUACAUCCCCGUUGCUUUGAUUCUUCUGGUCACCUGGAUCUACUUCUUGUGUGCAGGAUUGCGCUUAAGGGGUCCUCUGCCACAGCACCCAAAGGGGCAAAACAGCAGAGUUUCCCUGGAACCAGGGGAGGAGCUGAGGGGUCCCACCAGGCUUAGGAGCGGUGGCCCCCUCCUGAGUGACUCAGGUUCCCUGCUGGCUGCUGGGCGCUCUGGGGUGGCAACGCCAGGGCCCCUAGAGAAUGGUGAUGGCCUCUAUUCUCCGGGAGCCCAGCUGGGGGCGCUGGUGACCACGCAUUUCCUAUACCUAGCCAUGUGGGGCUGUGGAGCCCUGGCAGUGUCCCAGCGCUGGCUGCCCCGAGUGGUAUACAGCUGUCUAUACGGGGUGGCAGCCUCCGCCUUGGGCCUCUUUGUCUUCACCCACCACUGUGCCAGGCGCAGAGACGUUAGGGCCUCUUGGCGCCCCUGCUGUCCCCCUGCGUUGGCCUCGGCCUCUCAUGCCCCACCCCGUGCCCUGCCCACCACCCCAGAGGACGGGUCCCCAGUGUUUGGAGAGAGCCCGGCCUCCCUAAAAUCCUCCCCAAGUGGGAGCAGUGGCCACGCACUACCUUUGGGCCCCUGCAAGCUCACCAACCUGCAGCUGGCCCAGAAUCAGGUGUGCGAGGCAGGGGUGGCGGCCUGCGGGGAAGCUGAGCCAGAGCCCACAGGCUCUCGGGGAAGCCUCGCUCCACGCCACCCCAACAACCUGCCCCAUGGGCGCCGAGCGCACAAGAGUCGGGCCAAGGGGCAUCGUGCAGGGGAAGCCGGCGGCAAAAACCGGCUCAAAGCCCUGCGUGGGGGCGUGCCGACGAGCGCAGCAGCGGGGGCCCCCGAGCUGCUGAGCAGCGAAAGUGGCAGCUUGCACAACAGUCCAUCCGACAGCUACCCGGGCAGCAGUCGCAACAGCCCGGGCCCCGGGCGCCAACACGAGGGCGAGCCCAUGCUCACGCCGUCGGAGGGCAGUGACACGAGUGCAGCCCCGCUCCCCGAGGCGGGGCGGCCAGGCCAGCGUCGCAGCACCAGUCGUGACAACCUCAAGGGCAGCAGCGGGGGCGGGGCGCUCGAGGAGAGCAAACGCCGCUCCUACCCGCUAAACACGGCCAGUCUGAACGGCGCCCCCAAGGGGGGCAAGUACGACGACAUCAGUAUGACAGGCGCAGAGGCCACUGGCGGCAGUUGCAUGAAAACAGGCCUCUGGAAAAGCGAGACCACCGUCUAGGACCAGGGUGGAUGACACUUUAGAACAAACUGGCCCCGGGUUUCUUCCCCCGGCUUCUCCAGGACCCUCAAAGACGUCU
This is a messenger RNA of Elephantulus edwardii (Cape elephant shrew), 4121 nucleotides long. It is a transcript of the gene ADGRA2, whose product is annotated as G protein-coupled receptor 124. Gene Ontology annotation, biological process: G protein-coupled receptor signaling pathway; positive regulation of canonical Wnt signaling pathway; central nervous system development. The transcript has 19 exons. Gene Ontology annotation, molecular function: protein binding; G protein-coupled receptor activity. The record is from RefSeq and is a predicted model, not a curated record. Lineage: Eukaryota; Metazoa; Chordata; Mammalia; Macroscelidea; Macroscelididae. The coding region runs from base 8 to 4042 and encodes 1344 amino acids. Gene Ontology annotation, cellular component: plasma membrane; Wnt signalosome.